CGGUCCACUUCCUGCUGGACGGCGUGAAAUCAAUAACCUGCAGCAGUUUAUACUCAAAGAGGAAGGGACAUGAAACUGAGGACCUGACAGCUAAGUAGAUGUCCUGCUGGAUGAAUCCCAGACAACCAAAUGUUGGAGUUGACAUUUUCCACAACUAUUCAAACAGAAGAGAAAGCAGGCAGUUAAUUAUCAAUUAAAUUUGCUUCCUGGACUGACAAGAGGAGGAGCAAACAUGGUGCACGUCUACAACUGCCAUCCAUUCUCCUCACAACAGAUAGUCCAGGUGGAGCAGGAGCCUGGACUGGUCUGUUGUGGAGGUGGAGCUUUGUUUGUGGUGGCUACUGGAGGAUGCAAGGUGGAGGCAUACAGCGUUGUGCAGGAGGGCUGCCCUCUUAUCUGCCGCUUUGCCACCAUGGGCACCGUGAGGAGCAUCCAGCACAGCAAGAUAGGAGAUUACCUGGUGACCAUCGAAGAAAAGAACAACGCCACCUACCUGAGAGCCUACACCAACUGGCGCUACCAGGCAGAGGAGAAGGCCCGUGUUGGGGUGCGUUUGCUGGGACACCUGCUGCGUGGGGCAUCAGUACGAGGUGGCCUGCAGAUGGAGAUCAUUGAGAUCCCUCUGUCAGAGCGUCCUGUUGCUGUGGCGUGCUGCUCGGUAACUGGAGACCUGCUGGUUGGCUGUGAGAACACUCUGGUUCUGUUCACUUUGAGGAGGCAGAACCAGCAGAGCCUGCAGAAUCAGAGUCAGCAGAUUGUUCAGAGCACCUGGCCAAACGCCCAGCAGAGCUCCAGUCAGAAUCAAGGUCAGACCUCAACUUCAAACCAGACGAUUUCCAUCCUGGAUUUUGAGCGCUCAGUUAUCCUGCAUCUUCCAAUAAUCAAGCCUAAACAGGUGUCACUGUGUGCUGGAUAUGUGGCAGUGAGGACGGAGCUGGAGGUUCUGGUCCUGAAACUGGAUGCAUCCUCAGAAACUCAAACACUGGAAGAAUCUGCAGAAACGGCUGAACCUCCAGAAGACCAGGCUGACUUUCUGGUCUUGUCGAUACAUCAGGAGCUGCUCGGUGAUCGAGCUAAAGACUGCGACAUUCCUGUCAGCAUUGAGAAGACCGGGCUGGAGGACAGAGGACAGUAUACACUAACAUAUGUUCUCUUCAGGCGUUUUAGUCCAGACUACUUCCAGGGCUGCAGUGAGGAUGAGACUCACCUCCACUCCUUACAGCUCUACCCACUCUUUACAAGUAACCAGACUGCGUCUCUGGAGGAACCAGCCUGUGUGUUCUGCUUCUUUUCUCUCCCAUCUGCCGGCUACCUGUACACUCUAAAGGGUGGUGUUGAGCUUCUCUCGGCCUAUCAGUAUCCAGAAAAGGUCCUGGAGGCGGUGCUUACAGACCACCUGUUGCAUGUUAUCACAAAAAAUGCAUUGCAGUGUUUCACAGUGCGCUUGGCUGCAGUGGCGGCCAGGAUUGAUGACCCUUACAUCGAUACCACUAUGAAGGCCUGCCCACCCUGCAACCUAGAGGUGUGUGCUCUCAGGAUGCAGCUGUUUAUCGGUUUGCGGUCAAUUUGUGUUUACCGCCGCCACGUUAUCCUGCUCUCCACGGCUGAUGCAGAGACUCCAGAGGAGACUGAACGCAACGCACAGCGCAGAGGCCUCGAGUUGAAAGAGCACAACAUGCUGACUGGUAUUUUCCUGGCGGUGGGAAUCGAUCCCGCAACCACGCCAGCACUGGAGAGCCUUCUAUCACGCCCCUUCCUCAGCAGGAAGUGGGCAUUGUCUUCUUCUAAAGGAGUCAGCACAUCAGGACACGGAUGGAACAUCUACGUGGUCGACACCGUGUCCCCGCUCUCGCUUUACCAAGAGAUGGUUGAAUACAGUCAGCGCUAUGCAGAGACAAACCCACUGGCCCAGAGCCUUCGACACCUUCUCAGUGAAGCUCAUCUCCUCCUCCGCGCCUCCUUACUGGAAACAUCAGAGCAGCUCCAGGACAGUGAGGACUACCUGGUGGUGUCUCUGCAGAAAGACGGACCGGCUGAGAGACCGACGACUUCCCAGGCGGACACUCAAGAGCUGGAGGAGGCAUUGAGGCAAAACUGCGCUCAGCUAGGAGAUUGUUUCAGCAGGGGCAGUCAGACAGAUUGUCAUCUGGCUUUACCAUACUACAGGAUGUCAGGUCUGCCUGUCACAGAGGUCAUCGCCAGGAACCGCCCACUUCCCAGUAGCCCUCACUUGUAUGGCCCUGGCUUCCUGUUUUACCUGAAACAUUACCUGUUAGAGGAAACAGAGCAGAGCCUCUGUCAGGAAGCAGCUGAUGAGGUCAUAGACAUUUUCAGCCAGUCAGAGCCCUCACAGCUCGUCGGUGUGUGUGCUAGCCCGGCCAUGAUAAACAUCAGUCCUGCUCGGACGCUGCGAAUCUUACAAAACCUGGAGGACACCGCCGGGGUGUCGGUCCCUCUCACGAUCAUGAUGGCAACCAUGAUGCUGCUCAUGGACGACUUGGCGCAGUACACACAGCUGAUGGAGAGACACGCAGAGAUGCUUUUGGUGUACGGUUUCAUUGAGGAGCCGAGGAUGUUGAUUCAUGGUGGCGGUGGAGGCCAGAACACUCACAUCCGACCCACAGCUUUGAUUCAUCAGCUUGCUAAGUCACAUCCAGGGCUGCUGGUGGCUGCUUUAGUGGCUCUACAUGAAAACAGCAAACUUCAGCUGGAACAGGCGGAUCAAAUAUUUACGGAGCUGGGCUGUGAGAACUGCUUACAAGUGGAUUUCUGGGAGGGGAUGCUCAUGGCGUCUUCACAGGAAGCUGUCAUCCAGGAGCUUCUCUUCAGACUGGCAUCUGUGUACAUCGACCGACUCACAAAUGCACAGUUGGAACCUCACCAGGAAAAUGUACACAAGUUUUCAAGACGAAAGCCGCUGAAGAGUGCUGAUGAUCUGAUCAAUUCAUGUUCCCAUUUCGGUGCUCUAUAUCCAUGGCUCACCAUUCUGAAUCCUGUUCACACUACUAGCUUUCAGCAUCAGGAGGCGCUUCAUAAACUACAGUCUCUCCUGUGUGGUCCGUCCCUCUCUGUCGGCUCCGUCGUUCCUCUGUUGGAGCGUCUGUCAGAGGAAACCCUGUGGGGCUUUAGCCUGCAUCUCCUCUGUGCCACCAGAAGGGGGCAGUAUGGCAACAGCAUAGAAAAGCUGCUGGACCGAUGUCCUCAGGCCAUCAUAGCGUACGCCAAUCACCAGUUACAAGACAAGAAUAUGGCGUUGUGGUGGCAGAAGCUUCUCCCAGAGCUUUGUAACAGAACAAGAGCUUCUUUAGACAACAGCAUUUUACUGGCUGCUCUCAAAGAGACACUUGUUGUGGUCGCCAUGGAGACGAGCCCUGCUGAGUUUCUGGAGCUGAUACCAGAUGACGGUACCGCCUCCUACUUCCUGCCUCACCUGUUGACAUGCAGCCAGAGGCACCUGCUGGCCUGAUGAAUGUAAACAUGCACACACACUAAAGCCUACAGAUCAAUGAACCACAUUAACUACACGGUUAACCAAACAACAUCAUUUAAUAAAUGAUUUUGCAAUACAAAACAUCUGUGCAAAAAUGUUCAGAAAAUACAAAGACAAGGUCUCUCUUGGUCUAAAGGAUGGGUGUGUAAACCUCCUGUUAUGGUUACACUGUUACUGAAAUAUACAUUUGUGUUUUUGUUUUAGUAAAAUUAAUCUUAAGGAAACAAAAAUGGCACAAUAGUGUUUUUUUUAAUAAAAUAUCCAGACUCAGUAAAGA
Messenger RNA from Cheilinus undulatus (humphead wrasse), 3767 nucleotides. It is a transcript of the gene hps3, whose product is annotated as HPS3 biogenesis of lysosomal organelles complex 2 subunit 1. Gene Ontology annotation, cellular component: cytoplasm. Gene Ontology annotation, biological process: organelle organization. The record is from RefSeq and is a predicted model, not a curated record. The transcript is spliced from 25 exons. The coding region runs from base 233 to 3466 and encodes 1077 amino acids. Lineage: Eukaryota; Metazoa; Chordata; Actinopteri; Labriformes; Labridae.